GAGUCCACCCACACGCGCUCCUCUCGCAUCUCCGAGCCCCCCCCGACAGGCGACAGGCACCGGUCGCCGCCGGCGCCGCGGCCACUAGGGACUCGCACGGCGCGUCGCGCCCAGCUACUGCGGCAAAGUCAGCGGAGCAGACUACCACCGGCCGCUCGUCUAAUCAGGCGCCUCUGCCGGUGCUGUCAGCUGGUUCCCUUCCGUCUUUCGGCUUGGCUUUCGGGGAUUGGGGAUCCGGCACAUCACCGCCGGAAAGGGCUAGCCAGCCAUGGCGGCGAGGCAGCCGGCGCCGUCGUCCGCCUCCGCGCAGCCCGCGGCAGGGCUCUCCAUGAAGGAGUACCUCAAGAGGUACCAGUCGGGCGCGGGCGCCGACGGGGACCAGAAGAAGGCGAAGAAGAAGACGAAGAAGAAGCCCAAGCCCGCCGCCACCGGGGGAGGCGGCGGGGUGCUCAUCGUCGACGAGGACCCUGUCUGGCAGAAGCCCGUGCAGGUGGAGGACGACGAGCCCGCGUCGUCAGGUGACGACAGGCCUCUGGUGGACGAGGACAUCGAGGUCAAGCGGAUGCGGCGCCUGGAGGCGAUACGCGCGGCGCGGCCGUACAACGCCAUCGCGGAGGAUGGCAGCGGGUGGGUCACCGUGGCCGCCCCGGAGGAGCAGGGUGGUGGUGGGGUGGCCCGCCGCCGCAGGAACGACACGCCGUCGCCGGAGCGGGGAGGUGCUGGGAGGAAGGACCUCUCUCCUCCGCGGCGGCGGCAGCGGCGCGACACACCGUCGCCUGAGCCUGGAGAUGCUGCUGGGAGGGAUAUGUCGCCACCGAGGAUGAGGCGGAGGCGCCAGGACACGCCGUCACCAAAGGGAAAUGGCGCGGCUGAUCAGGAUGAUAUGUCACCGCCACGGAAGUCUAGGCGGCAAGAAGACUCCUCGCCACCAAGGAGACGUGCUCGCAAUGACUCCGAGGAGCCCCAGGACCUCGAGCUGCCAAGGAGGCGUGUGAGACAUGAUUCAGAGGAUCCUCAGGACCUCUCGCUGCCACGGAGGCGUAGACAUGAUUCGGAGGAGCCCCAGGACAUGCUGCCACCACGGAGGCGCACGAGGCAUGAUUCCGAGGAGCCUCAGGACAUGUCGCCACCACGGAGGCGCAUGAGGCAUGAUUCCGAGGAGCCUCAGGACAUGUCGCCACCACGAAGGCGCAUGAGGCAUGACUCAAAGGAGCCCAAAGACACAUCCCCACCUCGGCGACCGACAUGGCAUGACUCAGUGGUGCCAAAAGAUUUGUCACCACCACGAAGGAGGAAGCACCAGGACGCUACAAAGGUGGAUGAUCUGUCGCCUCCAAGAAGGAGAAAUUUGGGGCGAAGUCCAGAGGAUGGGGACAUUUUUCCACCAAGGAAGGGUCGCAAAUUUGCAUCAGAUGAUUUAUCUCCUCCUCGUAAGGAGAGAGAUCUUUCUCCCCCAAGGAAGGGUAAAAAGGAAGGAGCCCCAAAACAGGCGAGGAAAGCUGGACUGAUGACAGCAGAGGAAGUUAAAGAGGACAUCAGAAAGAUCAAGGAGGAUGAGAUGCUCAUGUUCGCAGGGCAGGAUCCCUCAUUGGUCGGGAAAGGGGCAAAGGCUGUAUUCCGAGAUAAGGAAGGGAAGCGGAUAAGUGAAGAAGAGAUGCUCAAGGCAAAGGACUCUGCGAAGCCGAAGGAAAUACAUAUAGAAUGGGGUAAAGGAUUGGUGCAGAAACGAGAAGCUGAGGCUAGAGUAAAAGAGCUUGAAGCUGAGAAGAGUAAACCAUUUGCUCGAACAAGAGAUGAUCCUGAGCUUGAUGCUAUGCUGAAAGAUAGAAUCCGAUGGGGUGAUCCUAUGGCUCAUCUUGUCAAGCACAAAGAUCCAGAAUAUCUUCUUGAAGACUUAGGAGAUGACGAGAAGAUGAAAGAAUCUGGCUUCAUAGUUCCCCAAAAUAUACCUAUCCACAGUUGGCUGAAGCGUAGAGUGGAUCCUCCUCCAAAUCGUUAUGGCAUAAAACCUGGUCGUCAUUGGGAUGGCGUGGAUCGCAGUAAUGGAUUUGAGAAGGACAUGUUCAAGCUAAAGAAUGAGAAGCAAGCUAUGGAGCAAGAGGCUUAUCUUUGGUCCGUCUCAGAUAUGUGAGCCCGACUGCUGUUCCAACUUCCAAGACAUGAAUUGUGCAAAGGGGACUACAUUGUGGUCGAAAGGAAGAAAACUCUUCAAACGGUUCUUUCACAAAAUGUCAAGCUAGUGAUGCUGUGCUGGAGUAGCUCGAAUAUCUCUUUGUUACGUAUUUGUUGAAAAUCUAGUUCGCAUCCACAUUUUGUAAUGGCUUUGCAUUUUGUAUUGUGAACGUACAUAUUGCAAAGACGCAUUUUGGUGUAACAUAUGAGACUUUAGAUGGGUCAUGGCGCUGGCUGCCCAUUCGGUGAGAUGAGAUGAGAUGUUGUUCGACAUA
Setaria italica (foxtail millet) is the source of this 2447-nucleotide messenger RNA. RefSeq names its product BUD13 homolog. Gene Ontology annotation, molecular function: RNA binding. Lineage: Eukaryota; Viridiplantae; Streptophyta; Magnoliopsida; Poales; Poaceae. Gene Ontology annotation, cellular component: RES complex; U2-type spliceosomal complex. The transcript has 8 exons. The coding region runs from base 269 to 2131 and encodes 620 amino acids. The record is from RefSeq and is a predicted model, not a curated record. Gene Ontology annotation, biological process: mRNA splicing, via spliceosome.